Messenger RNA from Clunio marinus, 378 nucleotides. NCBI's taxonomy places the organism in Eukaryota, Metazoa, Arthropoda, Insecta, Diptera, Chironomidae. The record is from the annotation of a GenBank genome assembly.
AUGACAAACAAACCACAAUGGAAAAAGAUGGAAAAGUCUGAAAAGCCAACGGAAAUUCGUUCUAAGAACAGUUUUUCGAUAGAAAAUAUUUUAUCGCGACCGGAUAACAAUGAAGAUCAAAAGAGAUUUGCACGACAAAAUCCAUUUCAAAAUAAUCAUGUUCUAUUUUAUGCCAAUCAUGUGAAUUGUGCAAGUGAAUUAAAUUCAGACAAAUUAACGACGAGUGGAGAAUCUUCAAAAUUGCAUGACGAUCAUGAAUUAAGUUUGGAUGAGAAUGAUAACGAAGAUCAUGAAACAAACAGUGAAGCAACUUCCGAUGAUGGAACUCUAAGUCUUCAUAGUGAGUGUUGUGGUCAUUUCGUUAAAAUAUUAAAUUAA